Messenger RNA from Phoenix dactylifera (date palm), 1022 nucleotides. The record is from RefSeq and is a predicted model, not a curated record. Lineage: Eukaryota; Viridiplantae; Streptophyta; Magnoliopsida; Arecales; Arecaceae.
CGGAUCCGGGAAUUCCCUUCGGUUUUCCCUCGCCCUCGAGGCCGGCCAGGGUUUGUUCCCACUUCCCCACCGUCCCUCCUCCCGAGCGGCAACCGGCGAUCGGCACGAGCGCCCUUCCCGACCGGCGAGACAAGCAUCCAGGCGCGGUGCCAGAGACUCCUGGUUUGACCGUGUCUCUGAACCCACGGUGCAGUCAAUUCCACGGGCGGCCGCGCAAAGAAAUUUCCAAAGCUUCCAGAGUCCUUAAAAAAACCCACCUCCAAAUCAAACCAAUCCCCUCCUCUCUCUCUCUCUCUCUCUCGUUCUUAUCACCAUCAUGGCCCCUGUCUACCGGUGCGCGGAGUGCGGGGCGGACCUGAAUCUUAGCAGCGCCCACCUGUUCCCGCCGGAUGCGUACUUCGAGGCCGGGAACAAGGGCACGCUUUCCUUCUCUUGGGUGGACGACUCCAAGCUCCGCUUCUCCAAGGAGGACAAGAUCCGGCCUUUCUUCGAGACCGUCAACUACUGGGGCAUCCAAAGGAAGCGCACCCGGAUGCAGUGCAACGCCUGCGGCCGCCUCCUGGGCUACGUUUACGAUGACGGCCCGCCCCUCAUGCAAGGACACGGCCAGCUUGGCUUCGGUCCCAGCCAGGCCAUCCCCCGGUGCCCCAGGUACCGCUUCAAGACCAAGGCCCUCACUAUUCCUACCUCUUGAUGAUGAUGGUUAUGAUCCUGUGAUCUCUCUAUCCUUUUUCUGAAUUGGAUUUGAGCGGCAUGAAUGGGAUUGUCCACUCUUUUGUGAUUAUUGUGUAUACAUAUAUAUGAUAUGGCUCAUAAAAAGACCGGAUUUGAUCUUUAUGCAUGAACUCCUUUGCAGGUAGUGAAAAUAUCAGAUUUUUUUAAUGCGUGUUCUGAGAUUAUUGUGAAUAUAUGGGAUGUCGGUAAUAAAAAGUUUGGAUUUUUAAACAUGUAUUCUGUGACUAUUGUGAUGUUAUAUAGUGUGGAUAGUUCAAAAGAAAUCAAAAAAGACUUGGUUGUUCGAA